Molecule: messenger RNA, 18225 nt
Organism: Podarcis lilfordi (Lilford's wall lizard)
Lineage: Eukaryota; Metazoa; Chordata; Lepidosauria; Squamata; Lacertidae
Source: the annotation of a GenBank genome assembly
ACGUCUAUCCUGCUGCGCUCACUGCAUUGCAUUGAGGGCUGCCGUUUUAUUGUCUAGAUAGGGAAAAACAGAAAGGAAGGACCAGGCUGUCCUCCUCCGCCGCCGCCCGUGUUAUGCAAACGAGCCUCGCUUUCUUCCAAUCGGGUGAGGAGGGCGGGGCCAUGGUCCCGUGGUCCGAGGCCUCCUUUCUCUGGGCCCCUUUCUACCCCCACCCCACCCCCACACCUAAGCCGCCAUCUUGUUCUUGCCGCGUGUUGCCUUCGGAGGGUUCUUCGGACUGAGGUGAAAACUUCCUGCUUGACCCCCUCCGCGCCCCGUUGCCCUUGCGCCCCUCACGGUCCCCACAGGUCGAGAUUGCGGUUCCUCCGCCCCACACUCCGCUGUGCGCGCGCGGAGCGCCAUGGGCGGUGGGAGGGGCUGCUGGUGGGCCGGAGAGAGGGGGCCUGGCAACUGGGCGCCUGCGGGGAGCCCUGGCUCCGCUGGGGAACGCCUUCCCCGAGGUCCGGCCCUUGGAAGCAGAGCCCCCCCCCCCCGUCCGCCCCAGCGCCCGUUCAAGUCCACCCCCGGUCAGGGUGGGUGCGCGCGGACCCUCCAUCGCGGAAACCUUCCCGCAACAGAAGCGGGCUUGCUGAGGACUCGCUCCACCUCCUCGCCCAAAGCACUUUAGGAUCCUGCGCUGGCCUAGGUCGCACUGCACCCAAAAUGUGGGUUACGCCUUGGACGGGGUUCCCAUCCCUGGGCGUAGGACAUUGAGGGGGGCUUCCCUACUGCCCCUUAGUGUACUGGGAGUGUUUCUUUUUGGAGAAUAAAUGCCCUUUAUUCCCUUAGGGAAGCCCGCACCCCUCCUCCAACAGGAACUGGCAAUCUGGAGCUCUUUCACCUUCCUGUGUAGAUUUUACUGCUCGCUUAAUACAUUUCUGUGUUGCAUCAGUUGCCAUGUUUUCAUUUUGGAGACCUUGGGGUUUUUUGCUUUGUUCAUUGCUUGCAACUGAAAGUUCAUUUGUAUCAAAGCCUGUAUAUUAUCAGAUUUGGUUCCUCUGUUGUGCGGAGUUAGUUCCUGUUCACACCAUUUUCUUUUUAAGGGCAUGGAAACCUACACUUUGGAUAUAAUAAUAGAAUAAGCGUCUGUGAAGCUGCAAAAUUCUGAAAUAAGGAACAUGCCUGCUGCUUUCAAAACUAAAUGAUGUAAAUCUCCCCUUCCACAACUCCUUGAUUUUAACAUUCUCAGUAUCAAUAGUUUAAUUUUUCUCUAAUUCCAGUGAGGAAAAUGGAGAUGAGGCUCCUCUGCAAGAAUGUUUUCAUCCAUGCUGUGGUGGAUGUUCUUGUUACCCAGUUCUAGCCAUUAGUUUUUCUUCUUCCUGGUAGUACUUUUGCUGAUUCCACCUCUUUUAUAGAUGUACUAAAGGUUCUUUAGUUCAAGGUUGAAAUAAAGACCAUUCCUGUUGUGUCUUUCUCUGCUUCUACUAAUCUGACCUUCUUUGUACUCUCAGGGUUGAAUCCAUCAUGUGGCUCUUUUAUCACAUUCCUUGAUAAAACAAAUUGUGGCUUGUUUCUGAGAACAUAUUUCUCUUUCUUCAACCCAUCAAAGGGAUAGAGCUAAUGGCCUUGAGAAAGGAAAGCCUUUCCAUUUUAUUCAUUGCCAAAUUCUCAGCUACUUGUUAUUUUCAACCUGCAGGAAUUCUGGUUUGCAAAGUAUAAGCUGCUGAUUAACUUAGUUCAGUUGCAACAUGACAACUGGUUAUGGGUUAGAGAGUAAAAUGGCACAUCGCAGCUUUAACUUUUCCUGAAGCAUGCACAUGCCACUUGAUAUGGAAUGUCAUAUUUUAAAAUGAAAUGAAAAUGAAUCUGACCCAUAUCCCAAAGUAAACACUUUGCAGACCAAAGCGCUAGGUUUUUAAUAGUUAUUUGACUUAUGUGUUGCUGCUGGUUGUUAACUCUCUCUCUCCUGGUCCUAGACAUAGUUGCAUCUUUGGGACUUAAUAGUGAGCAAAAACAUAGAUCUAAGCAAAUGUUUCCAUAAAUCUCAUUUAAGCAGAUAAGACAUGGGGUUGAUUGGUCAAGUGUUUGUACCUUUGAAAGUGACCCGGAAACUACAACUAAUCCAGAAUGCGGCAGCUAAACUGGUGACUGGGGGCAGCCACUGAGACCACAUAACACCUACACUGGCUCCCAAUACGUUUCUGAGCACAAUUCAGAGUGUUAGUGCUGACCUUUAAAGCCCUAAACGGCCUUGGUCCAGUAUACCUGAAGAAGCGUCUCCACCCCCGUCAUUCUGUCCGGACACAGGUCCAGUGCAGAGGGCCUUCUGGUGGUUCCCUUGCUGCGCGAAGCCACGUUACAGGGAACCAGGCAAAGGGCCUUCUCAAUAGUGGCACCCGCCCUGUGGAACGCCCUCCCACCAGAUGUCAAAGAGAAGAACAACUACCAGACUUUUAGAAGACAUCUGAAGGCAGCCCUGUUUAGGGAAGCUUUUCAUGUUUAAUUGACUAUUGUAUUUUAAUAUUCUGUUGGAAGCCGCCCAGAGUGGCUGGGGAAACCCAGCCAGACAGGCGGGGUAUAAAUAAAUUAUUAUUAUUAUUAUUAUUAUUAUUAUUAUUAUUAUGGGUGUGGUAUGUAACAUAGGAAAGGCUCCGUGACUGUAUAUUUUCAUGAUUUGAUUGAUUGCUUCCUCAUUUGUGUACUAGGACAUAAUGCUCAAGUUGGCAUUUCUAUAAUACAGUAAAUGCAUAUUAGUAGUUUGUAUUCCGAGUACAAAAUCAUAAUGGGUCAAUUUUGCUUGCAUGUAUAUUCGUUUUGGAUUAGGGCUGUGUUUUUAGGACCGCAAAUUAUCUUAUGCACACUUUUUGGACCCCAUGGCUGAUAUUCAACAUUGUGCUGUUAUGAACAUUCUCUCUGUGCAAGCAUGUCAGCUUGCCAGAUGGAACAAUUCUCCCCUCGCCUUGCCCUGCCCACUACUUUGGGGUUCUCCUGACCUUUCCCAAACUAAUUUUAGGGGGUUCUAAGAAGGAGGAGUGGGGGGGAAACCUUGUGCAAGUGGAACAUGUUAGGUGAAUCCCUUCCAUCAUAAAUAUUUUCAGAAAAAGUGAGCUUGCCUUGUAGCUUGAUAAUUCUAGAGUCAUAUCUCCUCUCAGCUAUAAAGGUCACCAGGUAGUCUUGGACAAGCAAGUCACUGUCUCUGAGAGUCAUUUACACCACAGGAUGGUUUAUGAGCCACAAAAUAUUGCUCUGAGCUCCUAAGUGAAAGGGUAGAAUAUAGAUGUAACCAACAUGGGUGUAAUAGGCAGUUUCCAAGAUUCAUUCUUUGUCACAUGCUCCCAACUUCCUGAUGUUGUGUAUGACUAACAGUGUAUGACUAACAAAUGUUAUGUAGAUGGAAAUGCACAGACCAAGAUGUGGCACCAUGCAGAUAGAGGCAGGCUCAGUUCUCAAUAGCUUCUGUAGUUCUGUGUGAAAAAAUAAACAGUUCAGUUUGGGACAUGGAGGGCAAACAUUCCAGAUAUAGGGAUUGUCCUGUCAGAUGUCAGAUUUAGCAUGUGUGCGUGUAGAUGCACACUGGUAUUCCUAAGUGCAUGCCUUUACUUUCUCUCAUGAGCAAAUAGCAGCUGCUCAUUCCUGUGUGAGGAAGUAAGUGCUGGGAACCAUGAUACGGUGACUGCAAAACCAGUUACCAGCUGCAGGGAUAGGGGUAGUGUGGAAAGCGAUGUCAUCUCUCCUUGAAGGCAGUCCAGGGGCAGGAAGGGGAAGAGCCAACAUGAUUUCAGUGCUUUUACACCCCCACUCCCUAGAUAGUUUGAGGAAUUGGAAGAGAGGUAACGUAUCUUUUAUUGAUAGGUUGUUUGUGUGUAUUCAGAUACAGAUGCUUGGUAUUUUGAAAGACAGUGAAGUAAAAAUUAUUAAAUAAAUCUGAAUAUGUUAUAAGCAUUUAUGUUGUUUGUAUGUAUUUUUCAGAUAAAGCACGAUGAAUCAAGAAAAGCUGGCUAAACUUCAGGCGCAGGUCCGAAUAGGUGGAAAGGUAUGAAUGCACGAAUAUAACUUCCCCCACUCCAUUUAUAAUUAUUGUAUGUGUGUAAAUAGAAACAUAGAUAUAUAUAUAUAAUAUAAAAGUAAUACAUAUGUAAGUAUUUCCCAUAGUUUAGGGGUUUGUUGGGAAUGUCUUUUCCUCAGGCUAUUGCCCAUUCUGAUGUGCUUAGGCUGUUUCUGAGUAUAUAGCCCUAGUACUGGUAGCUACAUUCUUUCGAGAAGAAAAAGAUUCAUGUUAUAUUCUUGAACUGUUUUCUUAAAAGAUGAACAUUUUUUUCUACAAAGGCAGCAUAUUAUGUAAUUUUGAAUCAGUAUAGCUUAGGUGCCGAAGGGGUUGUUACUGGUAUUUGGACACACAAGGCUGAAAAGAGGAAGGGCAGCAGAAAUGGAAUUGGUCCUUGCAGCAGGAGAUGCAUUGUGGUCUGAGGACCACCACCUCCUUUAGCCUACUAUUUUGCACCCUCACAUUGCCUCCUUAUUGAUAAUCCCCCAUGAAAACUGUCACUGAAUCAAGCCUCCCUUCCUUGGCGGCAAUAAGUGAGAAAAUUUGGAGUGGAAAGUUAGAGUAGGAUUAUACAAACUAUACAGUAGUGAAACAGGUUCUUGCCUUAAAGAAAACCCCUCCUACUGCACUACAUGUAUUACAUUUUAAGGUACUUCGAGAUUAUUUUGUUGUUUUUGAUAAGCAUUUGUGUAAGAUCCAUUUUUCUUCCUCUAGGAGCAAUGAUUUUUUUUCUCCUUUCUGUUUUUCAGGGUACAGCUCGUAGAAAGAAGAAGGUAGUCCACAGAACAGCCACAGCUGAUGAUAAAAAGCUUCAGAGUUCACUCAAAAAAUUGGCAGUAAACAAUAUCGCUGGGAUUGAAGAGGUACAUCAGUAUAAAAAUUUUCAGUCAUAGAUACGUGAUCUCCCAACUGAUCAUAGGAAUAAUGUGAAACCUUUCUGAUUUAAAAUGGGAUUAUCAGGGGGGGAAACUUGGGGCCUGUGGGCCCAGCCAGACCCCUUAAAAAGAGAAGCGCCCGACCUCUGGCAACCUUACCUCAUUUUAAAUGAGGUGUGGCUCAGAGUUUGUUGUGAUUUCAGUGUGUGUGUGUGCGCGCAUUGUGUGAGAGAUCCUUUAAUAAGACGUCUUUUGGAGUUUCAUGCAUGAUUUCCCUUGUAUAACUGAGGACAUUUGUUCCAUAACUUUGUGUGGGAUGGUGCAGAUUUUACAGAGUCCCAUGGAAGGGGCAGUUUGUGUGACAAAAUAGUCCACUUCUAUCUUUCCUACCUUGCUCUCUUAAGAUUCAACUUGGCAUCUGAUGAAGUAGGCUGUUGGCUAUGAAAGCUCAUGCCAAUUUGCAAUAAAAAGCUUACUAAGAAGUAAUCUCAAGGUGCUGUCAAAUAUGUUAAUAAUAAUAAUAAUAAUAAUAAUUAAUAAACUAGCACAACUUCCAUAUUAUGUAAAUGAGAGUAUUUUUAUUAUGAGAAUGAGCAGUAGAAAGUAUUGGGCUCACACGUAGCCUCCUUUGCUCCUCCGCCCCCCAUCCCCUUGUUCUUAUAUGAGGGAAGAGUAGAAGUGUCCUGUUCUGGCUUGCAGCAAAUUGUGGUUUGUCCUCAAAACAAGGAUACACACAAACCAUGGUUUAGCUUCACCUCCUGCUGUGCUUUUGGGAUCUUCACUUGACAGCACACUACGGGUUGCUGCAAACUAGAAGCAGAAGCUUUACUCUCACCUCAUGUAUGAAAUAAGAGAGAAGGCAUCUGCAAGCCUGACAAUUGGCACUGCUCAUUCUCUAAAGGACAAACUGUGUUUUGACAAUAUGUCUGAAUUAAGAUACAUACAAGAUGCAAAGUUUUAACUGGAAAACACAAGUCAGAUUGUUGCUUAACUGUGUUCCUGGGCACAUUUACUUGGAAACAAGUUCCUUUGAAACAAAAGGUUUUAUUCUAAGUAACUUUACGUCCCUUUUCUAAAGGCAUUUUGUAUGAAAGUAACUGCGAGUCUUCUAGAUGAGUAAGUAGAACCUUUUUGCCCCGCUCUCUACAUGUGGAAAUAGUAUUAUGUGGAAUGGUAUUAUAUUUGUUUACUAAAUUACAUUUUCCCCCAAAGCAGCAUGCAUAGAGUUUCCAGGCAGUCUUCCAUCUAGAAACUGGCUGGAUCCAGACCUGCUUAGCUUCAGCAGGGUCCAGCCUAUGAUAGGGAGCCAUUCCUUCCACUAGGCAAGUUGCUUUAAGCAGACGUUUGAGAGAGCAGGAAAACAGCUGCUAUCCUGCUGUAACAAGUCUUGUUAUUGUGUUGAGUGUUUGGGCCCACUUCCAGAGGACAGCCCUGUUCUGCAGUGGUCACAGUGUUCUGAAGAGGACAUGAUGGGCCUCAAUAUGGACUGGAGAAAGAGUAUGGGUGGCACUUGGACAUGUGUUUAUAUAGGAGCAGUAAAUAGGAGCAUUAAACAAAGGGCAGAGUGGAGUGCUAUCCAGGGGACACCCAUCAUUUAAACGAAUUUGAAAGUCAUGGUUUCUCCAGAAUUGUAGUUUUGUAGAUCCUCAGAGCUCUUUGUUAUUUUUGUGAGAAAGCUGAGGAUAUAUCAGUGCAGGGGCAUACCUCAGUCUUUCACAAUGAUCAUGCGCUUUUUCAGGAAAACACCAAAUAUACAACAUUUCUGGACUAAUAUAUAGUGCUCAUUUUCAGACAUUGGUGUGCACAUGCAUAUCUGAUUGAGCAUGGCAUAACACACCCAUAGUAUAAUUGUGUGUUUUUUAAAAAAAUAGCACUAAGUUUACACCAUCUGUGGACUAAUAAAUAAUGAUCAGAAAUUUUUGACUAUUCCACUGUAUUAUAUUAGUUUCCAGACUUCUUUGCAAUGGAGGGAAAGCAAGGGCAGUUAAAACAUGUUUGAAAUAAGUUUAUUUUUGUGUUGUAAAGAUGCCUUAUGCUUAUAUGCCUUAAGUUUCUUAGCUUUGAAGUGUAAUAGUUUAUUUUAGAUGUACAAAAGUGCAAUAUUUACAUCAAAAUUCCCGAGUAUGAAAGCUGUGCCUCUCAUUUCUUUUUUUAUCUUGAGAAAUGUUACUUUCCUUUCAUAUUGUUUUUGGAACUGGCAUGACUUAGUUAAAUGCUUAGGACGCUGAUACUUCAGUUAUGUGUUAAUCUGAAUUCUUAUUGCUUUACAAAAUCUUACACUUCCAACUGAUGUAAUUUUAAAUUAUAUACAUUGAUGAUAGUGUUUAUAAAUCUCUUUUACAGUUAGUCAGGCCUAAAAUUGGGUGUGCAACUCCUUAGAGUGGAUGCUAACUAUUACAAAAUAAAAAAAACUGGGUGGUUCUUUUCUUCCUUUAUAGUACUUUUUUAUUAUUAAUUAAGAUGAAUGAAUUUUAAUAGAUCUAUGUUUAAAACAGGUGAAUAUGAUAAAAGAUGAUGGAACAGUUAUUCAUUUCAACAAUCCCAAGGUCCAGGCUUCGCUUUCUGCAAAUACAUUUGCAAUUACUGGUCAUGCUGAAGCUAAACCAAUUACGGAAAUGCUGCCUGGCAUCUUAAGCCAGCUGGGUGCUGACAGCUUAACAAGUCUCAGAAAGUUAGCUGAACAGUUCCCAAGGCAAGGUAGGUAUCCCUGUCUGAGACAUGGAGCUGGUUUUUUUCAGCCUUGUUUGUUAGCAUAAAAUUCCUGAUCAAUCGUAAGGGUCAGCUUUUCUUACUCUGAGUAGCUUUUCUUGUGCACAGGACUUUCUGCUUUUUAUUCCACCCUCCCCCACGCACUCCUAACUUCACUAGAUCAUUUCUAAUAGUAUAGAACAGGGACAUCCAACUCCUAAGAGACUGCAAUCUACUCACAGAAUAAAAAACUGGCAGUGAUCUACCCGGGGGGGGGGGGGUUCAGGUCAAAAUUGUUCAGCUUUUUUUAGGGCUCCAUCUUCCUUUCCAGCGAUCAUGCAGAAAUGUGUGUGGGGGGGUGCUCUUGCCACCACAAAGGAAAGGGAGCCCGCAAUCGACCAGUAGAUUCCGAUCGACCUGUUGAACAACCCUGGUAUAGAACUCUGCAAUUCUGUGCAUGUUUAUGUAGAAGUCCCACUGUGUUUAGUGGACCUUGUUGAUAGAUAAAUAUGCAUAGGAUUGCAGCAUUUACUUAAUAUCAAGUUUUCCAUAAUAAUAUUGUUGUUGUUAUUUUUUAUUAUUUGUAUCCCACCCUUCACCCGUAGAUCUCAGGGCGGUUCAAACAUAAAAAAUACAAGAUAAAAACUUAAAAUAAAUAAUAGAUACAAGAACAAAAAACAAAAAAAAACCCCAGACCAAUAAAUCCACCACCCCCUCCCUUACUUUCCUCAUUUGUAAUAACUAUAUGGAUACCUUGUAUUGCUUUGUCCUUUCCCCAAACCAUUAACUAAAGGCUUCUAAAUGUGGGAAAUGCUUUGAAAAUUGCAUUAACUAACAGAUAGCUAUGUGAAUGUACUUUGGAGCACCAUGAACAGAAUGUUGUAACGGAAGGAGAAAAUGAAGGUUUGGGGUAUAACUUGAGUGUUGAACUUGUGUCUGAUUAAAAACAGUAUAAUAAUUGUCAGUCUGAUUAAAGACUUAACAACACAAUCCUGUGCCUGCCUACUCAGAAGUAAGUCCAGUUGACAUUAGUGGGACUUGCUCCCAGAUACAUGUAUAAAGGGAACUAUCACAGAUGCUGCUUUUCAAGAGCUCAGGGUGGCAAGCAUUGUAAACCCUAUUUUGUCCUCAUAGCAAUCUUACAGGGAAAGUUAGGCUGAAAGAUAGUGACUCCCUUGGGGCCAUUUAAUGAGUUUCAUGACAGGGUACAUUGAAAGGUAAACAGAGUUCUCUUUUUUAUUAUUUUGAUUUAUUAGAUUUAUAUACAGUACUGCCCUUCAUCAUAAGGUAUCAGGGUGGUUCACAGAAUAAAAUCAUGAAGGCAGUUCCUUUAUCACUUGACACUGGUACAGAGCAAUGGAGGCUAUUAUAAAAAUAUUACCCUAAUAGAAGAACAAAAAAACCCACCAUGUUGGUUACAAGCAUAUGGAUUUUCUCACAUACUUCUAUUUGGAUUAUCUCUAUAUUAGUGAAACUUUCCUCAGUUUUUUGUAUUGCAGCCUCAAGGCCCAAUCCUAAGACUUGCUCCAUUGGCAUUUAGGAUGGGAAGUACUAAAACCUACAUCAGCAUAGACACUAAAGAUUUUAUACCAAGAAAGCAUACUGGGUAGACUGUUAUGUAGAAAUGUUGUAAGAUGUUGGGUAUACUUCAGGAGAGAUGCUUGCUGUUUGACUAAAUUGGAGAUACAGUGGAACCUCGGGUUUCGAUCGUCUCCAUUGACAAAUGUAUCAGAAGCCGAACGCCGAAAACCCGGAAAUAAAUGCUUCUGUUUUCGAGCGUGCCUUGGAAGUCGAACUUCCGAAGCGGCGGCUUGUUUGAGUUUUCAGUUUUCAAACAUUUCAGAAGUCUUAACAGUCUUCCGGAACGGAUUACGUUCAAAAACCAAGGUUCCACUGUAAUAUUCUAUGUAUUGAUCAUUUUGUGUUAAAUAUCACAGGGUGUAUGGCAUCACCAGUUGUGUGUCUGCUGCACUACUUGUAAAGAGGUUUUAUUCAGUCGGAACCAGUAAUUGUUGCCUAUAAACAUUUGAGUGAUAACUUCAUAGAAGUUUGCAAAAAUAAUGAUUCUUGUAAAUUUCUGCUUGUAAUUUAUUAAUUUUUCACUGCCACUGUUUGCAUAAAACCUAUUUUAUUUGCAAAGUUGCACUUCUUUUUUGUGCCGUAAACUGUGACCUUUUCCUUAUGCAUGCUGAAUUUGUUUCUUAAAUGGAUAGAAUUUUGUUAAUUACUAUAUCAAUAAUUGUAUUUUCUUUUCUAGUGUUGGAUAGCAAAGUACCAAAAUCAGAAGAUAUUGAUGAAGAAGAUGAUGACGUUCCUGGUAAGAUUAUUCUACUUAAACUUUAAAUUAUUUAGCCUGUAUCUGCUUGACUGAGCACGUGACAAUGUUUUUGUAAAUUUGAGAAUCUACAUGGUGGGUUAAUCACAGAUACAAAGGAAAAGUGCUUCAUAAGAAUUGCAUGCUGUACAUCCUGGAGCACAUAAUUGUCACGGGACCAACCCCAGGAAACCACAAGCUUUAGCAGAAGGAUUUGUACAGUGGUGCCCCGCAAGACGAAUGCCUCGCAAGACGGAAAAACCGCUAGACGAAAGGGUUUUCCGUUUUGAAGUUGCUUCGCAGGACGAAUUCCCCUAUGGGCUUGCUUCGCAAGACGAAAAUACCUUUCGAGUCUUGAGAUUUUUUUUCCGCUUUUCCCCCCCUUUAUCUAAUCUGCUAAGCCUUUAAUAGCCUUUAAUAGCCUUUUAGCAGCUAAUCCCCUAAGCCUUUAAGCCUUUAAUAGCCGCUAAACCGCUAAUAGCGCUAAUAGCGCUAAUCCGUCAAUGGGCUUGCUUCGCAAGACGAAAAAACCGCUAGACGAAGACUCUCGCGGAACGGAUUAAUUUCGUCUUGCGAGGCACCACUGUAUCUGCUGCUAUGCCUUUGGUUCCUAGAGGCACCUCUCAGAUGGGGUGAGAAACUUAACUAGUGGAUUCUGUGAGGGAAUAAUAUUUUAAGAACAAGCAGAAAAAGAGGUUUACUGUAAUGAAUAGGAGGGCUAUUAAAACUAAGGCACGGGGGCCGGAUCUGGCCCAAUUGCCUUCUGGAUCUGGCUCGUGAACAGUCCGGGAAUCGCCGCGUGGAUCUGAUUCUGAUUGUUCGAGAUGCAGAUUCUCCACACACACACAGCGGCAGCGCCUCCUCCCUCCCUCCUCCUGGCUUCUCCCCGCCCUCGCUAUUAAUGGUUGUAUCUGUGUUGUAUAAUCUGUCUUUCAAAAUCCUUUUAAAUAUUGCUCGCUACAUAAAUUAAACGUUGAGUUGAGUUUGAGUCAUUUAGCCCCUCAAUUUUUUAGAAGGGUCUCACACAAGACUGCAAUAAUUUUCAAAUAGGUCUAGAUUUCAUGCAGCGUAGCCAUCAUUGGUGAACAUUUGAGAAAUUAAUAUAAGGCAAAAUACAGGUUGCAUGUGUUGAUUGCAGCUCAGAGGUCAAUUGUCUAUAAGCCAUAGUUGUUAUCAUCCCAAUUUGAUUAGGGGUUGCAGUCCCAUGCAUCCUGACAUGGGAGUGAGCUCUGUUGUACGGGGGGGGGGGGAGCAGCUUACUUCCUUGUAAGCAAGCAUAGGAUUGUACUAUAGAUCAUUUUUGUUUAAUGCCUACAUGUUUGCUGGCAUAACAACAGAUGUCAGUCUAGGAGCUGCCAUGUUGCCUGAGAGCAGGCAUAGGGAGAGACUAACAGAAUUAUUUUUCCAGUGCUGACCAGAUGUAAUUGUAAGUCACCCCAUAGAAAUAUUAGGGCCUAGUCACCGUUAAACAAAAGAGAACGUCUUGUAAUUGCUUUGAGGUUUUGAGAUAAAAAUGAUGUAGGAAUAAUGUUCAUUAUACCAUAGUCUUUUAGCUAAAACAUUUUAGUAAAAAACAUUUCUCUUUGGCUCUCCUAUUGAAUGUUACUGUAUUAUACUUUCCAUGUUUUUCAGAUCUUGUAGAAAACUUCGAUGAAGCAUCAAAAAAUGAAGCUAAUUAAUUCAUUAAUAGUUCUGGAAGUUGACAUGGACUAGAUUUAAGAAAUCAGCUGUGUGGUUCCAAAGUUUUACAGAAACAGUGAACAUUACCCGUUUAAUAGUUCAAUAAUAUAAAAUAUUUUGUAUUUUAAUUAUGCUGCUUGUUCAGCAAUUCCUGUUGGUUGAUUUUUGCAUUUUGCACUUACUCCCAGGAUCUACCUUUUCAGUUAAAAAGGAAAAAAACAAAUAAUACAUUUUCAGUGCAGAUUAAGGGGUGUGUGCAUGUGUGUGUAUGUGUGAAUGUGGCUUUGCGUACAGUGGAGAGGAAAUCGGUGAACAGAUCUAUUCGACUUUCCCUUCCCCCUUGAAAGUAGAAAUAAAAUGAGUCUUUAACUUGGUUAAAGGAACCUUUAUUGUUGCAACCAAACAGUUCACAUACAAUAGUGAUAACUUACGUCUUGCUUGUCUACAUUUCAUGAACUCCAGAAACCAUUUACUAAUUAACAUUUGAGUUUAAUUUUCUUCAUUAACUGUUGUAUUUACAUUUGUAUUUCUCUUCCAUAUUCACAGUGUAUAUGUGCAGUUUCCCACCAGCCUCCUUUUGAUUCUAAAUUGUACCAAAGACAGGGUAUUAAUUAACAAACAUGUUUGUUGCAACAUUUUUAAAAAAUAUAUAUACUUAAGAGCUUGGUUUUCCCCAUCCCUUUUAAAACCCUUCGCUCAUUCACCUUAAUAUUUAACUUGGGUUGCAUUCACAUGUUAUGGAGUAAUCUACUUUGCCUUGGAUAAACAGCCUAUCCUGUGAAGUCCUGCCUGUUUAUGCUGAGCAAGUGUCAACCCUGCUCUUACGGCAUAAUUUUUGUAAAAAUCUGUAAGAAGCCUGAUUAUAUUCUUGCUCUGGGUUUCUGGGAGAAGAUAAGAAUGUCGUAGACUUUGAUAAAGGUUGGAGGCUACAGUCUACUCAAGUGCUGAAUCAGAUGCCUUGGUAGCUUCUCUUUGGUACAAUUAGCUGUUUUUUCAAACACACCUCUCUUCAAAGCACUGAAUGCUGUUUGACCCUUUUCAUCUCAGAUAAGCAGUGCCUCUGGGCAUAUUUUCCAGUGGUGUUGCUUACUUUUAGAGGAGUCUGUCUCAUAUCCUCUGUUUUUCAGUAGGAGAUAGUGCAUCAUGGUGCACUGUAAAAUAAUUUUAUUGGAAGAGGUAAAACUGUUGUGGAUGUUACCAGACAGCUCCCAAGAGCAUAUGAGCCACUGUCAUAUUUCAGGACACUAGAAUCUGGAAGUGUAGUUUGGAUUAUACAGAGCGGACAAGGAAAGUGCCAUUGCUUGUAUUGUGUUGUGUUUUGCAUAAAUUGUCCAGCAACAGGCUUAAAACAUUAAUUUUGAGGUUUGGAACCUGUUAUCUGCAACCUACUUUGGGUGGAUUCAAUAGUUACAGUCACUUUUGAAAACAAAAGCGCUCCUCUGGUGGCGCAGAGGAUAGUGGCUAUAUCACAGGUACAGUGCAGUAUUUUCUGAACCUUCCUUCAAACUGCUCAAUGUGAAGCUCUUCCUAGCGGUUCUUCAAAGGUGAUUGGUGUAAUGCAGUUGAGCAUCAUUUUAACCUUUGUCAAGGGCAGCUGCGGCGCGGGAAAGCCAUCUUUCUUACCUUUCUUUGGUGUACUUUUGAGACAUAUCUGCUUUCUGUGUAUAUACACCCAGCGACUAUAAAGUUUGAGGCUAUCAGUAUGUCAGCAUUCUAGUGACAUCAAGCUGAACCACGAAAGCAGAGCUUUUAGUGGUUUGUCACCUGGACUGCUCACUUGAUUUUAUAGAUUUGUUUGGUUUUCUUGUUCUAUUUUAUAUAAAACGUGGAUCUUAAUAAAAUAAUUCAAAAGAGGCAAUGUUCCCUCUUGUGUGUUAUCUCCUCCUAACAACAACACUGAUAGAGGGACAAAACGUGGUUACAGGUGAUGCUUUAACCAGCAGUACACUUGCCAUGCUAUAUUUUUGAAUAUUUCUUUCUGCACAUGUGCAAAUAAUAGGCAUAGUUCCUUUAAGCAUAUUUGCUGUCCCACGAGACAGCAAAUGAACAUGUAGAAAUGUUUUUGCAGAGAGUUUUUAACUGAUCAGUAUGGCUGAAGCUCACAUAAUUUCAGAGUUAUUCUGUCCUUAUAACUAACAUUUUUAGUUCAGCUGUUAAUAAUUUACUUAAUGAAGAUCGGAAACAAAAAUUUAAUUUCUUGUCCAGAAUUAGGAAAUACUUCAGAACAGUAAAGGGCAGGCAUUUGGAAUAAGUUUCAAUUCCUUUUACCAACAAAGUGCACACCCACAAAUCUCCAGCUUUAAACUUUCCUUUUGCCAAUUUAUUUGUAAUCCUUAUUCAUACUUGUGUUUGGAAAUCAGCAAUUAUCUUGCAUAGUGAUUACUUUUUACUGUAUGCCAAGAACUGUUGACCACUUAAUUGUUUUUUUGCCGACGUUCUAUAGCUUAUUGAAAACCAUUAAACUGAUCAUAACUGAAGACGUGAACUAUUAAGACUGUUCUGAUACCACCUAGUCUCCUUUUGGCACUUGAGACUAAUAGCCUACUGGAGCUGACCAUCAAGGCAAACCUUCCACUUCCAGUGCUAUGAGAUGCAUUGAUUAGACACAGCAACACAGUUGUAGAGGGUUUGUUUGCUUUUUUGUUCAUGUCAAAUAUUUGAGUAAAUAAUAGAAUUUGUAACCCCCAUAAAGUUUUCAUUAAUUUAGCAAUGUACUGGCACCUAUGAUACUAUGUAGUGUCUUGAAGGCUAAACAAUUAUUAAAGCAAUUCAUUGAAAUAUAAAAUAUGCGUUGCUGGCACCCUGAUCUUAGACUUCUAAAUGUUGAAGUAAGUCCUGCUGAUGUGAAUGGAGCUUACUUCUGAGUGUGUUUUAUUUGAAUCAAUAGUCUAAUAAGCGGAAUCAGUUUAAAUAGGUUUUCCUACGACUCUUAGAACCAGGGGGCAGGAUGCUGCCAUAGGAUGCUGAGAACCUCCUCUAUGAGUAUAGGGCUCCCUGGAGUGGCAGUGUCCUGAGGCCAGUUCAACCAGAAAUGGGGGGUUUGGGGGAGGCCUCGGAUCUUCCAGUUCCAAACCCUCCUUGUUCCCCUUGCACUGAGUGUACUUCUUUUCCUUACCAUUAAUGAAAAUAGGAAAGAGGUUGACGGGAAGAGGAAACCUUGUAGGUCUACACCUGCCACAUUCUCGCCUGGUCACAGCAAGCAGGCAGGGCUAUGGUUGUAGCAGAUAUUCCACCACAGAUCUCCUCCUCAUGGGAACAUGGGAGUGCUCCGUUUGUUAGCAUAGUUUAACCUCAGUGCAGAGAGCCAUAAUAUAUUUUAAGCCCUCUGCAGAAGCACUUUUGUAGUCCCACUUAUACUUGAAACAAAGUUUUAGAUCAUAGUACAGUCGACACUCAGCUUACGCAGGGGUUACCCCAAUAUAAUAGCCAAUAUAAAGCCACAAUUGCCUCUACAGUAGUCAAAAUACACUCCUUACAGCUCCAAACAUGCUCAAGGCCACUGAACGAACUCCCUGCAUCUCCCGGUGCUGUUCCAAGGUGAGUGCAAUGGUGGGUGGGACUGCCAAUGCUCCCCCCUCCUGAUACCCCCCUUCUUAUUUUUAUGUGGUCAAAUACAUAAAGCUGAAUUUGCACAAGUUAAAUGCUUGUAAGUUGCAAGGCAACUAGUUAACUAGCCUGUUGGCAACUUGUUUCCCAGCAUCUCAGUAGAAUCAAUAUGUGUUACUUCUAAAAGAAUACAUUAUUUAGAACACGAAAUUAUAUUACAGUCAGGCCAUUGGUCCAUCUACUUCAGUAUUGAUGAAACUGAUUUGGUGGGGGGCUUCCAAUGUUUCAGACAGGAUUCUUUCCCAACCCUACCUGAAGGUGCCAGGAAUUGAACCUGGGAUGUUUUGUAUGCAAGGUGUGGGCUGUUUCACUGAGAUACCUAGCCCAUCUCUGUAACCUGUGGAAACUCAAAAGAGCCAGAGAGCACAUCUGGAUGCUAAACAUCUUACUGCUGAAAUCUAGUUGCUGUGCAUUUUUCAUGAAAUGAGGUUUUAGGACAAUAUGGUCUGAAGAAUUCUGAUUAUGCCCUGUGUUUAUGGUAUCACAUUCUGCUAGCAUAACACUUAUCUGUGCUGUAGUGACUGCAGGAGAACUUCCUUUCCCUUCCUGUCAGCAGAUUAACUUUAUUUUGCCCUUGUCCUUUUGUUUUAUCUUGUCUUCCUGUUCCUUCACAGAUAUUAAUUUGAGGGAAAGUGGGUUUAGGAAUAGAAAGACAAUAUAACCACUACACAUUUUGAAAAGGGAGCAGAAGGAAAGAAUAAUCAUGUUUGUUGCACAUAAGAGCUGAUACAGGUUACCGGUAUAUAUUGUACGGUUGUUAAGAUCCUUCGAUAGCUGUACAUGUGCAAAUAAGGCACAAAGCUACUACAAAUAAAAGUGCAAAAUUAAAAUUACUAAUUGUGUGUGUGUUCUUGCAGAUUUUUUUUCUGAUUGUAGGAGAGGCAACAGGAAAUUAUAGGGACAGAACCACUUAAACCGUAUAGAAACUAUUCAUGUAUGCUACUACAGCAGCAAGAAUAUUACCCCAAAAUGGAAAAAAGUAGAAGCAAAGGAAGAAUGGAUACAAAAACUUAUUGAAUAUGUAGAAAUGGCAAAAUUUACCAGAAAAAUAAGAACUCAAUAUAACAAACUUUUUAUAAAAGAAUGGAAAUGGAGUAUUGAAUAUUUGCAGAUAAAUUGUAAACAGAUAAGAACAUUGGCAGGAUUAUAGUAAUAACCUGCAGUUUCAUCAGAAUAUAUAUUUAAAGUAGAUGAAUAAAUGAACAUGUUAAUUAGGAUAUGCAGAAGAGAUUAAAAAUAAAUUUAAGGAACCACAGAAAAGAGGGAAGGAAGUCAAGUUUUGAAAUGUUAAAAUUAUUAAAUUAGUGAAAUGUAUAAACCUGAAAAUCAUAGGUUUUUUUGUUAAAAGAGGCAAUGGGAAGCAUGGUGUAGAUACACUACCAGUGCCUGUACAGACUUGCAAGUAUUUUCCAAGCUACAUACCAGAAAAAGAAGGGGUAAAAUAAUGCUGAUCCUGAAUGGACACUUCGUGGUUGGUGACAUAAAUUAGCCAUCUGGAAAACAUCCAUGGAGAAAACAUAGCUUCCUAAUUUACCACUGAAAUAUAUUUUCAUUUAAAAUGAUGACAGUAUAUUCUGGAUAAACAUUAUGUGUUGUGCAUUAUAUUUGUAUAAUGUGGUAACAUCUGAGGCAGAUAUGGUUGAUUUUGGACUGCUUGGAGCACAAUAUGACAGCUGAGAUCAGCUCAGCAAUUUUCUUUACUGUUAAGCCUUCUGUAGGGUUACAUUAGUUCAAUGCAUUAUCCAAACACCCAGGAAUUUCUGCAGUAAUAUUAAUGAAUUACCUAGCCACCAGAUUAAAGAUUCUCAACAUAAGAAGCACCUCUUGCAGCAAGUACAGCAUCAUUCCCUUAACAGUACUGCACUGGAGGCUGUGUUUGUUGACCUUGAAUCAUCAGUGCCACAAGUUCAUGCAGCAACAGCCUUUUUGCUGGCUUCACACUUCCCCAGGGUUCUUGCACUGCAUCUUUUGGAUCCAUAUGAGGUGGCUUGGUUGGCUGGCAUCUGUCUUGGGAAACUGGAGGAGUGUGCCUUUGUGGAUGAGGUCAAGCUGUUGGAAGGUUGCAGCACCUGCCGUGGCUGUAGAGACCAAUGUGGGAAAGACAUGUUUUGUUGCAGCUGGGGCAGAUGAAGGUGUCCGGUUGUGCUGCUGCACAUGCACCAUGGUGUUUCUUCUCUCUGCACUCCUCCCAGCGGUCAUUUCUCCUCUGGUCACUGCUAUGGAUGCAUGACUGCUUUGAUCUGUUUCCUCUGGUGUUGAGAUGUUCACCAAAAGCAAGGAGAGAUCACUUUGUUGGUAAGCUUCCAUCAUACUGCUUCUGCUUUGGGCCUUGAGGCAUAAGUGUUUCAAUGUUGUAAUCUGCCCCCUGGGACCAGAGGAGAAGUGGCAGUGGCAAAAGUCCCAGCUUGAUAACAAGCUACAGAUUGUUGUGCAUGUAAGCCUCCGGGGAUGGUUUUCGUAAAGGAAAAAAGCAAAUAACAGGCAAAAACCUUCAUAGUUUCCUCCUCUCUUUAAAUUAAGGGUUAAAUCGGAUGUAUGAAGGUUGCAACACAACAUAGUGAGACUUGCUUCCAUCUGGAGUACCAUUUGGAAGCUGACGAAAUCAGAAUCUCAAACAAUUGUCUGAAUAAAACUGAGCAAAUAAAAUCCUAAUGCUAAAAAUAAGCAAAAGAUCAAUGUGUAUUUUUUUCUGUAUUCAGAUUUUUUUUACCCCUCAUUAUAGUAAUUCUAAAAACAGCCACCUUUCAGGGAUAUAUUCCCAAGGGAGAAAGCUAAUCACCAUGUUUCAUUGUAUGUUCCCUGCCAUGUUUGUAUAUUUACCAUGGUGUAAUCAAAGAAUUGUAUUUCACAGUCACAUCACACACAAAACCAGCCAACAAGCUGAUGCUGUAAUAGUAGAUACUUAUAAACUUGUUUCCUUGAACGUAGCCUUUGACAGAUGCCACCUACAUUUUGUUUUCAAAUUUCAUUCAAAAUUGCACAAUACAAGCUUUACAACAGUCACAGAGUUUCAGUGGGCAUGAUUUAACUGCUGUAUC